Dermacentor albipictus is the source of this 1564-nucleotide messenger RNA. RefSeq lists its product as uncharacterized. NCBI's taxonomy places the organism in Eukaryota, Metazoa, Arthropoda, Arachnida, Ixodida, Ixodidae. The record is from RefSeq and is a predicted model, not a curated record.
AAGAAGAAGCAGGAGAAGGCGAAGGAUGCUGUACCACCGCACUGAAGAAGGCGCUCUCAAACAGGACGGUUUCAGGAGUGCGACAAACAUGCCGCAACAUUUCGUGAUCCGGCACACAACCGACGAACCCGAGCCGCCGGGGGGCCACCGUCCGCCAUCGAGAGUGCAGUUGCCUCCGGCGCUGUUCACGUUGCCGCCCAAAGCCACGGACGAAGUGGUCGAGGGCAACAAGAAAGCAAAGGAAGUGGCCAAGAAGAAGAAGAAGAAGAAUAAGCGCCGUCGUGGUCACCACAAGCCCACGGAAGUGGUCCGGGAUGGUGGCACCAAGGAAGGCGGCAAGGAGCCCACGGUCGUGACGCACAACGCAGAACUCUACCUGGGAAAUGAAGAUGUACUACCCAUGUCACUCCCUGCUAAUCCCGCCCAUGAGCCGGUUACUACGAUGAAGCUGACCAAAGACCGACCUUCCUUAGUGGAGCUCAGAGAAGAGGUCACUGAAGCGAAGGAAGGCGCCAAAGUGAGAAAUGCUGAAAGUCUGCCCAAGCCGCGUCCUGCCAAGGACAGCGCGGUACCCAACGAUCCGAGGACGCUGACCAAACUUCGACCUUCCUUAUUGGCGCUCAAAGAUGCGUUCAGGAAGAUGGCGCCCAAACCGAAAAUGGACAUGGGAAGCAGAAAGAUAUCGGUGGCAUCUUCCAUGGCGUCCGGACCAUCACAAGCUGCGGCAGCAGGCCCGCCCGCCAGGCGUUCUACGAUCGCGUCAAACACGAAGAGCCACGAUCGCAGCCGGAAGGGGCAGCAUUCCACCGUGUGCGUCGGCCCCGACAAGAGCGGCGACCAUUCGCCCACCUCCGGUCCCGCGUCGGCCUUCAACAGCACCGGCGUGCGCUCCCUCCUGAAAAGCUACACCGUCAACAUGCCCAGCGGCCACUCGCUGGCAUUCUGCGUCACGGCUCUCGUCGUGCUCGAGCUCGCGUUUGCCGUAGUGGUCGUGAUCCUGACCGCGAUCCUAGGGCGAAUGCACUCGAAGAGGCAGGCCGUUUCUUCGCCCGUCACGACUGUCGCCAGUCCUCAUCUCCUGGAAGCUGGUGUCGGCGCCGACUGCCACGAUCGGAACACGUUACCUGUUCCGUGACUGGCCACGCGAGCUCCCAUCAGUUCCUGGAAUCAAGGACACACGGAGCCUGCACGUGCGGCUGUCCUCGUGCUUGUUGAUUUAUGCGUCGCUCCUUUCUUUUCUCUCGGAUGUGUGCAAUUUUGCUCAAAUUACUUUCAGCUUUCCGCGCGAUGACAUGCGUUAUAGAUUGCCGGAUGUGACAUGCCGGAUUGUGACUCACCCUAUAAUAGAUAUCCUUUUAUCGCUCUCCGCUUUGCGCCGAAUCAAAUGCGAGUUCGCGUAGCAGGGCGCGUGGAAGUGGCUUUCACGAGCUUUUGAAGGCACCGGAUCGCCGUAACCUACUAUAUGCCACUUUUGUAGCGGACGUUAAAGUUGAGGUGAUUAUUGUCCGAUUUUGCUGCUCCCUGGUCCAGGUGUGUCUUGCAGUUACGAUGACCUGACUUCUCC